UCUGACGGCGCCGCCAUGUUGGUGAGGGCAAUAACGGCGCCCGGGCUGCGCCGCUGGUGCCGGGGCCGGCGGGGCGCGGCCGCCGCCUGUUUCCCGCUGAACCGGGCGCUGCUGGGCGUGCGGGGCGCCGAGGCCGCCGUGUUCCUGCAGGGGCUGCUCACCAAUGACGUCACGCAGCUGGUGGCGGCGGGCGACGCCCCCCCCGCGCUCUACGCGCACGCGCUGAACGUGCAGGGCCGCUGCCUGUAUGACGUCAUCCUGUACAGGCUGCAGGGGAGCACAGCAGAGGAGCCUGACAUCCUGCUGGAGUGUGACAGCAGCGUGCUGGAGUCCAUCCAGAAACACCUGAAACUCUACAAGAUCCGCAGGAAAGUCUCCAUCACCCCCUGCCCUGACCUCUCCUUGUGGGCUGUCAUCCCUGGGGAGCAGCCUGGGGAUGCCAACUCCCUCCCAAAAUCUGCAGACCAGGCUCUGCUCUUAACUCCUGACCCCAGGGCAGAAGUCAUGGGCUGGAGACUGAUUGCAAAGAAAGGAGCAAAUCUGUCAGAGAUCAUCCCUGGGAGCCAAGUUGGAGACGUUCAGGAUUACCACAGGCACAGGUAUAAACAAGGCAUUCCCGAAGGGGUGAAAGAUCUGCCCCCUGGAGCUGCCCUCCCUCUGGAAUCCAACCUGGCCUUCAUGAACGGCAUCAGCUUCACCAAGGGCUGCUACAUCGGCCAGGAGCUGACAGCCAGGACCCACCACAUGGGCGUGAUCCGCAAGCGCCUGCUGCCCGUCACCUUCCCCGAGCCCCUCCCCAGCUCCGGCAUCCCCGAGGGCACCGAGAUCCUCACCGAGGCAGGGAAAAGGGCUGGCAAAUUCCGUGCUGGCCAAGGAGAGCUCGGCAUAGCCCUGCUGAGGCUGGCUCACGCCAAGGAGCCGCUCUGCAUGCGCCUGGCGGGGGACACGGUGAGGCUCCGAGCCAGCACGCCCCAGUGGUGGCCCAAAACUGCUGCUAAAUGAUGAGGGAGCAGUGUUUGCCCUGAGGAGAGGCUGGGUUGUGUGGGGAUUUGGGAAUGCUGCUGUUGGUUUGGGGUCUGGCAGGAUUCCUCACGUGGGACUGAACAGCGAGAACCCAAAGCUGGGU
Messenger RNA from Catharus ustulatus (Swainson's thrush), 1126 nucleotides. RefSeq names its product iron-sulfur cluster assembly factor IBA57 (gene IBA57). Lineage: Eukaryota; Metazoa; Chordata; Aves; Passeriformes; Turdidae. Bases 16 to 1002 code for a protein of 328 amino acids. The transcript is spliced from 3 exons. Gene Ontology annotation, molecular function: protein binding. Gene Ontology annotation, cellular component: mitochondrial matrix. The record is from RefSeq and is a predicted model, not a curated record.